UUCCGCUCUCUCUCUCUCUCUCUCUCUCUCUCUCUCUCUCUCUCUCUCUCUCUCUCUCUCUCUCUCUCUCUCUGUCUCUGUGUGUGUGUGUGUGUGUGUGUGUGGUGCUAUUUUUUUAUAUAUAGCUAUAUGUCCGAUGGAGGUAACUACUAACUAGGGAGCUGCAUUUUUUUAUAUAUAGCUGACCGGCUGCACCAUGUGUGAGAGUGUAGGACAGUUGGGGAGAGAGUGUGCCAGACAGGACGGGAGAGAGAGGAGAAGGACAGGACAGCCCGGGGUGCGGUCGAGGUAGCCAUGGAGCGAGGGAAGGAGAGAGAGUAAGAGAGAGAAGAGGGAGGGAGGGGAAAGACGCCAAGAGCGAGCUUGAAGACUGUACUAGACAUCCCUUCAGCAAAUUUGAGAAGGUUUCGUUCGGAGGGCUGAUUCCGGGACUUUUCACAUCAGAGGCGUUGGGAGUGAUCGUGUCCCUGGUCCCAAGAGACUUUGGCCCCGGCGCCAUUGCUGUUCCUUCCAUGACUUGUCGAAGCAGCAGGCCACUGGAGAGCCCGGCCUGUCCCCACACCCUGGCACAGAAGAUGAACCAGAAGUCAGUCGCUGUCAAACUUAGGACUGGCCAAGGGUACACCAACGGGGCGAGCUCAGUUGCACUGUUGAAAUAGAGGCCCAAGUUCGAAUCCAGUUGCAACGAGAAGAACAGAAUAACAUAAAUCUUGUCUUGUCUUGAUUUAAAAACAAGAGAUUGGGCAAGGGAUGAAAGGAGGGAAUGAGAGAAGGAACGGAAUGACAUAGGAACGGAGAAAGAUACGAACGGGAGAGAAGCGAGGCCGGAGGAUCACCAAUCACGAAGGCACGGAGAGAGAAAAUAUUUGACGGCAGUUUACGAUUGCAAACAACGUAGGCUGACAGACAGUGGGGACCACUUGGCAGUGCGGUGGACAACGAGGAGACUGUUGAGGCGAGUGAGAAGGCGGUCGCUUGUGUGAUGAGUGGAGGUCAUUCUGGUGGCAGAAAAAUGGCCUGUAAGGACCUCGGUCGGAGCGGCCAGUUUUCCUCUGUGAUGAAGUCGAACAGGUGGGAUUCUGAGCCAGCAGGUCUGCGCAGAACUCGCUGGUCCCAGAGGUCCCGCAGCGGCAUUAGCAGGCCUUCUUCCUGGCAUUGUGGUGGGCUUCUGCUGGCUUUUCUUGCCGUGGCAAUGAUAUCGUUUUACCCUACGGCUGUUAUGGGUCAAUCAGGCGCUCUUUCAGCUCCAGAUCUGGCUAGUUGCCAAUUCUCACUUCGUGUGGGUGGCCAGCCGUGCUGCCUACAGAAGCCAACUUCAACGACUCCAAGAUACGCGUUCCAGGCGAACACGUCGAUCCCCCAAGGUGUCAGGCAAUCCUAUCAGACUGCAUUUAGCAAUUCCGCUUACGUGAGGAAGUACACUGAAGCGUACCGGAAGAUGAAGGCACUGGACGGGGAUGAUCCAAACGACCCCCGUGGCAUGGAGCAGCAAAGGCGUGUGCACUGCGCUUACUGCAGCGGAGGGGGAGCAUACGGAUCUAACUACGAGAUGCACGGCAACUGGUUCUUCCUACCCUGGCAUCGAAUGAUGCUCUAUUUGCAUGAGCGCAUCCUUGCUAAUCUGGCAGGAGAUCCCGGGUUCAAGAUCCCCUUUUGGAACUGGGACACGUCUAGAGGCCGGGAAAUUCCCAGAGAGUUCCGGGACCGCACCACGGCGCUACACAAUUCCCGGCGCAACACGGACGACAAUGACCUCAGAGACAGGAUGGAAAAGGGAACUACAAACCGCAUCAUGGAAGUCAGCGUCCUCGAGGCCGAGACCAUGGACAUGUUCCUAGGCGGACCUAUUGGCAACGGCCGACCUGGAGCGUUAGAAUAUUCCAGCCAUGGCGCUGUUCAUAUGGCUGUUGGAGAGCAGAACAAUCCAUUCCAGGACAUGGGCAAUCUGGGCUUUGCGGCAAGAGACACCCUCUUCUACGGUCAUCAUGCCAACAUCGAUCGGCUCUGGUCCGUCUGGACAGGCUUGCUCCGGACGGAUGGUCGGCCUCGCAGGAAUCCCACAUCCGCUGCAUGGCUCAACUCAGCUUUUGCCUUCUACGACGAACGGAAAUCAAUUGUGUCCAUGCGUGUGUCUGACACCGUGGAUCCCGCCAAAAGUCUGCGGUACAGUUACGAGAAUGUCAAGAUGGAAUGGCUUCCUAGCAACAACAGGUUCGCUGCUGCCACGAGUGUGCUCAAGCCAAGGCCAUCCCCAUAUCUUCCGUCGAUUCCAACAGAUUCCCAAGAUGUGGUGAGAGAACUCGAUGAAGGAAGCGAUGCAGAUGAAGAAGGACAAGAAAGAGCAGAGGCAGCACAAGUAGUUCCAAUGGAAGGAGAGGACAAUGAGGACCUCCCGCAUGAGUACGUUAUGCUUGCUUCGAGCUCCCCCUUCAGUUUCCGAAGCAACGCCUCACUCGAGUUCUCCCUCCGACUACCUUCACGCCCAAUGUCGCCCCGGGUGAAAGUCGAGGUCCUAUCAUUCAAUGGCAUGGGGUAUGAGAGGUCCGAAAGGAUUGCUUUCCAUGUGUUCAUCAAUCAACCACAGGCAACCAUACAUACCAAACGCGAGGGGAAUCCUCACUAUGCUGGGUCAUUUUUCCACACACCGAUCAGUGACAGUGGCACCAUCGAAAGAACUGUCAAGUACCCUGUCUUGUACACCCUCCAGCGACAGAAGUGGAGCAAAAAGGAAGUGAACGUCAAGCUCAUCCCAGUCCUAGGCGACUAUGCUUCUGAACAAUGCCACCGGCGCAAACAGAAAAGAGUCGUAAAAUUCAAGUCAUGCUCCAUCGAAUACGUCAGAUACAAACGCCCGUGAUUGUUCCACAAGCAGCAGAAAAAACUGCAGUCGCCACGACCACCAUGCCGCACCCCCAUUCGUGCUGCCGUGACCAUCUCCGUGGACUUUGCUACUCCACCUCACAGCCUGAGCUUCUGGGAACAGAUAUUGCAGUUGCACCUGACUUAUAGCAGCAGUAGUACAUGACAUCUAAGGGCAUCAGUAGCAGUGGCAGCAGCGGCAGCAGCAGCAGCAGUAGCCCACGCCAAUUGUGGCAGUAGCUGUGGAAAUAGCAGUAGCUCUAGCGGUUGCCCGUCGCAGCAUCACUACUAGGUAGCUGUAGAUGAGCUCACUUAGAACAGGGGAUGAGCUAUAAAUCCGGUGGCACUAGCAGUAGGAUUGAGAAUGACAGGUGCAGGUGACCUCUAUGACAAUAGCACUUGACUUUGUAGACUUAGCAGCAAUAGCAGUGGCAUUGGCAAUAGCGGCACAGAUGGCCGUAGUAGUAUGGAGGCGUAACAGUAGGAAUGCAGUAUGAAUAUCUACAGCACUGUGAUAGCAGCCUAUAGCACUGUGAUAGCAGCCUAUAGCACUGUGAUAGCAGCAGACGAGCUUCAGCUUAUCUGCAGCAACAAGACUACUUCACCUUUUCAAGCAGCUACAGGAGCAGAGCAGCAAGAAUAGUGAAAGUAAAUGUGGAAGUAGCAAAAAAGGAGCGUCCUACCUCCCCCUUCUCCUCCUCCUCCUCCUUCUCCUCCUCCCCCUCCUACCCUUUUUUCCUUCUCCUCCUCCUCCCUGUCUUGAACUGAAGCUGAACGACGGACUUCUUUCCUUGAGGUCGCUGGUUGAUGGUUGUCUCCUCCUCCUCUUUGACUCUGCUUCUUGUCCUGCCCAC
Messenger RNA from Chara braunii, 3713 nucleotides. The record is from the annotation of a GenBank genome assembly. NCBI's taxonomy places the organism in Eukaryota, Viridiplantae, Streptophyta, Charophyceae, Charales, Characeae.